AUCUGAGUCAGAUGGCAGCACAAGCUGGUAAUGCAGAUAUAUGCAGUUUUCUACUUGCAGUUGGUGCUAGUCCACUGGCUCUAGAUACAGAUCUUCGGUACGUCAAGACCAAUACUUUCAACGGCAUGUACCUAAGUUAUCGAUGUACCCCAACAUUAAUGACGAUGUCGCUGUAUUUUUCACAGUAGUCUCUAUGGAUUGCGUGAGUCGUGGUAAUUGCUUUCUAAUAACAGCAUCCAGUACUCCGCUCCAUCGAGCUAUGACUAGGGGAGGUAUUUCAAGUUUUCAGAAUAGCGGAGACUUGUUUGAAACCUGCCGACUUCUUGUUGAUGCUGGAGCUGAUGAAGUUCUCAUUGAUAACAUGGAAUUUAUCACCGAGUUCAACGGAUCAUUAUUGGCAUUCAAAUAUCUUCAACGGCAGACAUACCCGCCGUUCCACAGCAUGCCUGCGGCUUCCAGGUUAGCUUUGGCAACAGAAUACCUCGUCAAUAUAGAGGGUGGCACAAUAGCCCUUUGCUGAUUGAGGCGAUUCUAACAUCCAACGACACCAUCGAUCCUGAAUUGAUCGAAUUGGCAAGUCAAGAUGGACAGGAACUAUUGCGUGUUCUUGUUGAGUGGUGGGUCCAGGCUUACCGUAGCCAACUCGAAUAUCGAACUAGCCGGAGAGUAGAGGAUCCUGAGGAGGCUUUAGAGUCUUUAGGCGAGUCAUUGGGCUCUCGACAUCUUGAGAAGCUAAGGA
Mollisia scopiformis is the source of this 739-nucleotide messenger RNA. RefSeq lists its product as uncharacterized. Bases 143 to 520 code for a protein of 125 amino acids. Lineage: Eukaryota; Fungi; Ascomycota; Leotiomycetes; Helotiales; Mollisiaceae. The record is from RefSeq and is a predicted model, not a curated record. The transcript has a single exon.